CUAUUCGUGUGCAAGUGGUUUGCACGCGGAUCUAUGCACACGGCACUCUUGUUAAUUAUCUCGCUAUAUAAUAAUAGUACAUCAUUCACGAACACUCAUUCAUUGAACGAUCACAAGUACUAGUGAAUCUUUUAUCUCAGAUCAAGACCUUUUUUUAAACUAGUUUAACAACAUGUCUUCUGCUUCAGAGUCAUCUUGCUGCAAUAAAAUGAAAACUUCAACUGUCACGAAGAUGUGCAAACUGAAAACUGCUGAGGGAUUGGUAGACUGUGAAUGCAUCUGCAAGUGCACCCGCGAUGUACCCUGCAAAUGCAAUGGAAAAUGCGAUGGCGAUUGCAAGAGUUCCGAAUGUGCAUCUUGCAAUUGUGAAUGCGAAUGCACUAUGGAAACUGCGAAACUUGGUGAUGAUGGAAAAUAUCGUUGUGAAUGUGCCUGUGUUUGCUGAAUAUUUUAUAAAACAUUUCCAGAAAUGAAUAUAAUACUUUCUCAUAUCCUUUUAAGUAAGACUGUAUAAUGAGCAUGAUAUUUUUUUAAUAAAUCAAUUUUUCAUAUUG
Messenger RNA from Leptinotarsa decemlineata (Colorado potato beetle), 554 nucleotides. Its product is annotated as metallothionein-3-like. The record is from RefSeq and is a predicted model, not a curated record. NCBI's taxonomy places the organism in Eukaryota, Metazoa, Arthropoda, Insecta, Coleoptera, Chrysomelidae.